AAAGUCAGUGAGAGAAGAAGCAUGGAAUCGGAAAGAGUGAUCAGCGGAGGAAUAAUAGCGAAGAAGAGAAGAGAUGGCUCGUAGUAUCUCCUAUGUCACUGGCUCGCAGCUUGUCUCUCUCAAACGCCUUCCAACCAUCGCCGUCGUCGAUGUCAGAGACGACGAGAGGACUCACGACGGUCACAUAUCCGGUUCUCUUCAUUACGCUAGCGACGGUUUCGACCGAAACAUCUCGAAGCUUCUUCACGAUGUUAAAGGCAAAGACACGCUCGUCUUUCACUGCGCUCUAAGUCAGGUUCGAGGCCCAAGUUGUGCAAGGAAGCUUGUCAAUUAUCUUGAAGAGAACAAGGAAGAUGUUGGGAUAAAGAACAUUAUGGUGUUGGAACGUGGCUUCAAUGGGUGGGAAGCUUCUGGUAGACCUGUUUGCCGCUGCAACAAUGUUCCUUGUAAGGAGCAUGAGAAUGCUUGAUCAAAGGCUUAUUCUGGUAGACCCAUCUUACCUGUACUAUCUGCAAACAUUUGUAUACUAAAGAAAAUGUAUGACUAUUAUAAUUACAUCAUUAUAUAAAUCAUAGGUAAGCUGAAUACCUAGUUUCUAUUUUCUUCACCACUUUAUGUUGUAAGAAAUCCUUGAAUGGAGAUUGAUAAAAAUAACAAAGGUAAUUUGAUGAUUAUGGUUGAGAAA
Messenger RNA from Lathyrus oleraceus (garden pea), 685 nucleotides. Its product is annotated as dual specificity phosphatase Cdc25. Gene Ontology annotation, cellular component: nucleus; cytoplasm. The transcript is spliced from 2 exons. The coding region runs from base 74 to 469 and encodes 131 amino acids. Gene Ontology annotation, molecular function: protein tyrosine phosphatase activity. Lineage: Eukaryota; Viridiplantae; Streptophyta; Magnoliopsida; Fabales; Fabaceae. The record is from RefSeq and is a predicted model, not a curated record.